AAGGGGCAUGGUAAAGCUUGUGAAUACUAGAAGUCUCUUAUACCCAUCUUCUUUCAAGUUAUAUCAGGCCCUUUGCAUGAUUUUAUCCGAAAUUCCAUUUUUGGGAAUUUAAUAUCCCCCACUUCAUUUAUUGCGGCUACAAAUUGACUACAACUUGUCCAUCCACGCCUUGGACACUCUGUUCGACACUCUGUGUCAAAAUGACUGACCAAGAGAAUGUACCCUUCGUUGCCCAGGAUAUACAAGAAAUCGGAAGCUUUCUCAAAGAUCUAGAGUCACAUGCCAAAAAAUGGAUCGGAGCAUCACGUUCAAAGAAAACGUUCAGUUGCAAGAAGAACGAGUUCAACGUGGAGAACUCUCCUGACAAGCUAGUUGUCGAUUCCUGGCGCUUCCAAGAGUGGGAUUACAAGCGUGAUGAUCUCCCAACAUAUGCAAGAGGGCUGUUCACAUAUCACACCAAGGAUAACCGCCCAGAGAUUGCCACUCGUGGCUAUGACAAGUUCUUCAAUACGGAGGAAGUAGAAGCAACAAAAUGGAGCAACAUUGAGCAAUACACGAAAGGCCCAUAUGAGUUGAGUCUCAAGGAAAACGGGUGCAUCAUCUUCAUCAGCGGUCUGUCUGAUGACUCGUUGCUGGUUUGCAGCAAGCAUUCGACUGGGCCACGUGAGGACUCGAAUCUUAGCCAUGCCAUAGCAGGCGAACGAUGGGUCGACAGGCAACUCAAGGCCGUAGGGAAGACUAGGCAAGAUCUUUCCAGGGAGUUGAGGAAGAGAAAUGCCACUGCAGUAGCGGAAUUAUGUGAUGAUGAUUUCGAAGAACACAUCCUUGCGUAUCGCGGAGAUUCUGCUGGAUUGUAUUUACAUGGAAUCAAUAUCAAUAUCCCGGAGUUCACAACUUACUCUGGGUUACAAGUCCAGCAAUUCGCCAAUGACUGGGGAUUCAAGCGUACUGAUUUUCUCGUUUUGGACGAGAUCACUAAAGUCCGAUCAUUCCUCGAAGGGGUGGCAGAGACGGGUUCGUACAAUGGACGAGACGUGGAGGGAUUUGUUAUUCGAUGCAAAUCAAAUUUUAGGUCAAGAGAAUACCAAGAUUGGUUCUUCAAGUAUAAGUUCGAGGAGCCAUACUUGAUGUUCAGACAAUGGAGAGAAUGCACCAAGAUGAUGAUCAACGGAAAACCACCUCUUUUCAAGAAGCACGUCAAAAUCACCGAGGAGUAUCUGCUAUUUGCGAGAAAGAAGCUGGCCGAAAACCCAAAGUUGGCGAGAGAUUACAAUAGCAAUCACGGCAUCAUUGAGCUGAGAGACGAUUUUCUGAAAGAGAAGAACCUGAAGGGCUCAGACCUCCUUCGCCUGGAAUACUCAAAUGAGGGCGAGGCACCACAAGAUGCCACAAAGAAUAUCAUCCUUGUACCAAUUGCAACUAUCGGCUGCGGAAAGACAACAAUUGCCAUUGCAUUGCAGCAUUUGUUCGGUUGGGGCCAUGUGCAGAACGACAAUAUCCAAGGAAAAGGCAGACCUCCUAGGUUCACCAAGGAGGUUAUGAGCCAGCUUGAAGACAAGCCGGUUGUGAUCGCCGACAGAAACAACGCGCAGAAGCAUGAGAGGAAGCAACUCAUUGGCGAUGUGCACCACCAAUACAUUUCUUCGGCACGCCUAGUGGCAUUGAAUUUCGUCCAUGAUUUUAACUCGAUUGAGAAAAUAAAACAAGUCACCAUGGGCCGCGUUUUUGCAAGAGGAGACAAUCACCAAACGAUUCAAGCUGCAUCCGACAAAAGCAAGGUGAUGGGAAUAAUGCAGGGUUUCAUCAACCGUUUUGAGCCACUCCGCCUGGACCAAGAUCCCGACCAUGGCUUUGAUUCUGUUAUCGAUUUAGAUCCAAUCUCAGACUCGCGUCAAAAUUUGGAGACUGUGAUCGCCCGGUUGAGCGAACUGUACCCGAAACUAUUCACCACUAUGCCUACUAGCGAGGAUUUGGACGAUGCUAUUGCUUUUGCAUUGAACGAGUACAAGCCGGAAUUGAAGCAUGAUGUUUCUGGACGUGGGCCGAAGGUAAAGACAAACCAGCAGCCAAAGCAGCAGAAGCCCAUCGUACCUGCUGCACCUAAAAAGAAGGCCCUUGAAUAUAUUGCGGUCGACAUACCAACCCAACAGAUCCUGGAUGCCCUGGAGAAGACAUUUUCGACUCAAGACGACGCAAAAGCGGCAUUCUUCAGACAGCUCCAAGAGACUCGCCGAGUGCAGCCAAAGUUCCACGUUACAUUGAUCCACCGCGCCUCAGCUAGGCAGCAACCCGAAGUAUGGAAUAAAUACAAGGCCCUAUUUGAAGUACACGGAGAUGAAGAGAAGCCGUUGGGAGAUUGUCAAGUCCAAUUAGAACGUGUUGUAUGGAGCCACAGAAUCAUGGCGAUUGUUGUCCGGCUGGUCACUGAAGGUUGGGAGUGUGUCAACACGGUUCCGCAUAUCACAGUGGGAACAAGGGCGGAUGAUGUCAAGCCUAAGGAGAGCAACGACCUCUUACAGCAGUGGCUCCAAGAUGGAAGCGGCGAACAGACUGGGAUUUUCGAGGCAGUUAUACAAGGAGUUACGGUUGAUGGCACGGUACAUGCGGUUCUGCAGAAGCAUUGAUUCGGGGUUUGCUGGAGGGACUGCGAGGUGAUUACUAGGAUGGUAUUGCGCUAUUUACCACCUAAUGGGCAAUUUAGCUUGAGCUAUUAUGAGGGCUAAAUGUUGCUUUAUGACAGUAGCCAUUAGUUAUGUUCCGCUAAAGCUAUUAUACCAAACCCAGGAAACCAAGGCUCCAACACAUCCAAAUACACGUAAACUGCUUAUGCCCCAAAAUUCUGUCUUGCCAACCCCCUGAGCAUCGCCAUUGUCUUAUCUUCCUUCUCCCUGUAUUCCUGCAAUCGCUCAUCUCUCUCCGCCGCCCUCGCCAUAAGCAUCUCCUCUCUCCUCAGCUCCCUAUCAUUCUUCUUCCUCUCAAACUCCUGCUUCUUGGCUUUAAACUCACCCAAGCUAUCCCCACCGCCCAUUAACUCGCUCUCGGGCACUUCCGCCGCUCCAGGCGACUUAUCUCUGAAAGACUUCAUCGUCUCGUUCUUUUCGCGUUUCUUCUCGAGCUGUCUUUCUCGCGUUCCAGCUUCGGCACGAGGCACAAGUUCAUCCAGGGCCUCCUUUUGCC
Messenger RNA from Pseudogymnoascus verrucosus, 3177 nucleotides. RefSeq lists its product as uncharacterized. NCBI's taxonomy places the organism in Eukaryota, Fungi, Ascomycota, Leotiomycetes, Thelebolales, Thelebolaceae. The record is from RefSeq and is a predicted model, not a curated record. The transcript has 2 exons. Gene Ontology annotation, molecular function: phosphoric diester hydrolase activity; RNA ligase (ATP) activity; ATP binding. Bases 201 to 2624 code for a protein of 807 amino acids. Gene Ontology annotation, cellular component: nuclear inner membrane. Gene Ontology annotation, biological process: tRNA splicing, via endonucleolytic cleavage and ligation.